UGCUAUAAUUGUCAUCACUACUCCCCCUCCUCCUCUCUCUCUUCUGCUCCAAGAGUUUGCAAUAUCAGCACCUAUUCCGUCCCUCCGAUCUCAGUUUCGUCCGGAUUCUAGGGUUUGUUCGAUGCUUACAUCUGGAAAUGUUUUCACCAUUCGCAGAUUCUGAAUCUACCAAGAUCCGUCCGGGAAAGAAAGCUCGUUUAAGAGCUCUGAUUGAUGGUGCAGAACAUCUGAGGGCAUAUCAUAAUUUGAGGAAAUAUUGAGAUAUGGAAUUGGAUUUCCAUGGCGACGUUGCGAGCCUCGAUGCCGAGCUACUGCAGCUCGGGGAGGUGUCUCCUUUCGCUAUCAAGGCCAAUCCUUGUGUUGCGGUGAAGCUUUUCGAUCAGUGGCUAUCUCUCCCGGAAACCAAUUCUCUGGUAAAAUCCUUGCUUAAUAAUGCUAAAGGAGUAGGUCCUGUGAAUGUAGCUGGAACAUCCUCUGGUACAAAUGCUGUGGCAAGCAAUACAUUGCCUUCAAUGUUUCCUGCUGGCAGUACGCCACCACUGUCACCAAGAAGUUCAUCAGUUUCGCCCCGGCAUACGAAGCAGAGAGGCCCAUCUGCGUUUAGGUCACCCCUGAAGUUAGUGAAUGAGCCAGUGAAGGAGCAUAUACCACAGUUCUAUUUCCUUAAUGGUCGUCCUCCACCAAAUGAAUUGAAAGAACGGUGUUUGUUUAGAAUCAAUCAGUUUUUCUAUGGUCACGUGGAUGGGCUCCAAAUGCAUGAAUUCAAACCAGUGACAAAGGAAAUUUGCAAGCUCCCUGCAUUCUUCUCUGCUGCACUUUUUAGAAAGAUCGAUACUGAUUGCAGUGGAAUCGUGACCAGGGAUGCAUUCGUUGAUUAUUGGAUUAAUGGAAACAUGUUGACUAAAGAUGUAGCAACCCAAAUUUACAUGAUCUUGAAGCAGCCAGAUGUCAGAUACUUGGCCCAGGAUGACUUCAAACCUGUGCUUCGGGAACUUCUAACUACUCAUCCCGGGUUGGAGUUCUUACAGAGUACACCUGAAUUUCAAGAAAGAUAUGCUGAAACUGUAAUAUACAGAAUAUUUUACUACGUGAAUAGAGCAGGUAAUGGUCGUCUAUCGCUCAGGGAGCUCAAACGUUCAAACUUGAUAGCUGCAAUGCAACAUGCAGACGAAGAAGAGGAUAUUAACAAAGUUCUUAGGUACUUCUCUUACGAACAUUUUUAUGUGAUAUACUGCAAGUUUUGGGAACUGGAUACCGAUCACGACUUUCUGAUCGACAAAGAGAACCUUAUCAGAUAUGGUAACCAUGCACUUACCUACAGGAUUGUUGAUAGAAUAUUUUCUCAGGUUCCUAGAAAGUUCACCAGCAAGGUUGAAGGAAAGAUGGGAUAUGAAGAUUUCGUUUACUUCAUAUUGUCAGAGGAGGACAAAUCAUCUGAGCCCAGUCUCGAAUACUGGUUCAAAUGCAUAGAUUUAGAUGGCAAUGGGAUUAUUACGAGGAACGAAAUGCAAUUCUUUUACGAGGAGCAGCUGCACAGAAUGGAAUGCAUGGCCCAAGAGCCCGUGCUUUUUGAGGAUAUUUUGUGUCAGAUAGUUGACAUGGUUUUUCCAGAGGAUGAUAGUUAUUUUACAUUACGUGAUUUGAAAGGAAGCAAACUCUCUGGGAGUGUUUUCAAUAUUCUCUUUAACCUUAAUAAGUUCAUGGCUUUUGAGACUCGUGAUCCAUUCCUAAUUCGGCAGGAGCGUGAAAAUCCAACUUUAACGGAGUGGGACCGCUUUGCACACAGAGAAUAUAUUAGGCUUUCAAUGGAGGAAGAUGUUGAAGAGGCCUCUAAUGGAAGUCAAGAUGUUUGGGACGAAUCUCUUGAGGCUCCUUUCUGAGCACUGCUUGGUGUCUACUAGUGAAUUCUUUGUAUCAAAAUGGCUAUGAAGCAUAAAGCAAAAGUUUACCCAUCUAAUGGGCUUCAGCAAUCAUCUCAGUGCAAUCAGCGAUACGUUUAAGGUUGUCUGGAAAAUUUUCAGCUUGUGCAUGCAGCAUGCUUUCCAAGCUGAAGAAUCGUUAAUUCCAUCGAAUGGGGGCUCUGCAAAGGCUUGGAGGGAGUGCACCAAUUGUUGACUGGCGACUAACUUGCAACGGGGUAUGUUAGUUCACAACAUCUAGGAGUUCUCCUUUGCAUAGCUGUAAGAAAAUGUUUGUUAAUUAUUUAUGUUUAGAGCAAAUGUCUGCUGGUACAUUUUUCAGGGUGGGGUUAGUCUGGUAAAUCUACGGUGUCUAUUUUUGCUUGUUUGUUUGUCCUAUAUCUUGAUUUCUUUUGGAAUUGUUAAUCUUAUUAGUCUGUGCAUCUUAUUGGUUUUCA
Messenger RNA from Salvia hispanica, 2356 nucleotides. RefSeq names its product serine/threonine protein phosphatase 2A regulatory subunit B''beta-like. The record is from RefSeq and is a predicted model, not a curated record. NCBI's taxonomy places the organism in Eukaryota, Viridiplantae, Streptophyta, Magnoliopsida, Lamiales, Lamiaceae. Gene Ontology annotation, biological process: protein dephosphorylation. Gene Ontology annotation, cellular component: protein phosphatase type 2A complex. Gene Ontology annotation, molecular function: calcium ion binding; protein phosphatase regulator activity.